Caenorhabditis sp. 36 PRJEB53466 is the source of this 902-nucleotide messenger RNA. Lineage: Eukaryota; Metazoa; Nematoda; Chromadorea; Rhabditida; Rhabditidae. The record is from the annotation of a GenBank genome assembly.
AUGAGCCAGAACGACAAGCAAAAGUUGGUCGAGGUCGAGACCGUGAAGAAGUUCGCGUUCUUCGGAAUCGCCGUCUCCACCGUCGCCACGCUGACGGCGAUCGUGGCCGUUCCGAUGCUGUGCAUGUACAUGCAGAACGUCCAGUCCGGCCUUCAAGACGAGAUCAACUUCUGCCGCACCCGCUCCGACUCCCUCCGCGGCGAGUACACCAAGCUCGAUCAGUUCCGCAAGGCCGAGAGCCGCGAGAAGCGUCAGACCUACCAGUGCUGCUCGUGCGGAAUCGGACCGGCCGGAGCCCUCGGAAAUCCAGGACAAGACGGAGCGCCAGGAAACGAUGGACGUCCAGGAGCCCCAGGAGCCCCAGGACCAGAUGCUCCAAAUGACCACGUGCAGCCGACUCCAGCCGAUUUCUGCUUCGAAUGCCCACCAGGACCAGCCGGAACCGCCGGAAACCCGGGACCAAAGGGACCACCAGGACAGCCAGGAGCCGCCGGAGAGCAGGGACCAAACGGACGCCCAGGAACACCAGGAGCCCCAGGACCACAGGGACCACCAGGAACCCCAGGACAAGACGGAACCCCAGGACAACCAGGAGCCCCAGGACAGGUCCGCACCGUGCCAGCCCCACCCGGAACGCCAGGACAGCCAGGAGAGCCAGGAGGCCAGGGACCACCAGGAGAGGACGGACGACCAGGAAACGCUGGACCACAGGGACCACCAGGACCACAGGGAGAGCCAGGACAGGACGGAGCACCAGGAAACCCAGGAGCCCCAGGAGAGGCCGGAGAGGCCGGAAAGGACGGAGCCAAGGGUAAGUGUCCAGAGCUUUUCCGGUCCACUUUUGCUCGUUUUCAGGAGGUUGCGACCACUGCCCAAUCCCAAGAACCGCCCCAGGAUACUAA